AAUGAUUGGAAAGGAUGAUUACAGUUAUGACAAACCAGAAAUUCCUACAAUUACAAUACAACAAAGUACAACUGUGCAGACUAAUCAAGUGAAGUGUGAAAUUGUAAAUGGCCAAAAGAUUGUUUCCACUGAAUUAAAGUCAUCAACUGCAGUUGCUGUUGAAAAAUCUAAUCACUUUUUAGGUGAAAUGCAUUUGGAUGUUGGUUUGAGAGUUGAGCCUAAAGAUUACAAUGAAAUGGGUGGACUGAUUGGUGAUAUUGGCAAGAAACAAUAUAAAUUCUAUUAA
This is a messenger RNA of Dimorphilus gyrociliatus, 286 nucleotides long. The record is from the annotation of a GenBank genome assembly. Lineage: Eukaryota; Metazoa; Annelida; Polychaeta; Dinophilidae.